Messenger RNA from Letharia columbiana, 1077 nucleotides. RefSeq lists its product as uncharacterized. The transcript has a single exon. Gene Ontology annotation, molecular function: phosphatidylinositol transfer activity. The coding region runs from base 1 to 1077 and encodes 358 amino acids. The record is from RefSeq and is a predicted model, not a curated record. NCBI's taxonomy places the organism in Eukaryota, Fungi, Ascomycota, Lecanoromycetes, Lecanorales, Parmeliaceae.
AUGGAGCAAGAGACGCUGAGGCAGGAUGACAUUGGGCAUGAUAAAGAGGCCAACGGUCACAUAACAGAGGUCAACCAUUCGCCUGCAAACUCGAAUACUACAUUCGAUGGCUCCAAUUCUACCCCGUUUAUCCAGCCUACCGCCCACUCCCACCCAGCACCUCCAAAGACCCUCACUCCAGACCAAGAAGCCAAAUACGCCUCCCUCCUCUCGAUUGUCCAAUCAUGGACCGCCUUACCUACAUCGUCAACCCCUUCAACAGCCAGCAAAACCCCUCUAUCCGACAACGAACGCCUCUGGCUAACACGCGAGUGCCUCCUUCGCUACCUCCGCGCAUCGAAAUGGAACGAAGCCCACGCCAUCACCCGCCUGCGAGCCACCCUGGUCUGGCGCCGGGAAUUCAAUGUCGAGAGCCACACGGCGGACUACAUAUCCGAAGAGAACGCGACGGGCAAGCAGGUCAUCUUCGGCUACGACAACGAAGGCCGACCCUGCCUGUACCUGAACCCGCACAAGCAGAACACGAAGGGGCGGGAGAAGCAGAUGCAGCAUCUCGUCUUCAUGCUCGAGCGCUCCAUCGACCUGAUGCCGCCCGGGCAGGAGACGCUGGCGAUCUUGGUCGAUUUCAAGCAGAGUCGAAAGGGCGAGAAUCCUUCGGUGGCGCAAGGCCGGCAGACGCUGUCGAUCCUGCAGAAUCAUUACCCGGAGAGGCUCGGCAACGCUUGCGUGAAGAAUGUGCCGUGGAUCGUGUGGGGGUUCUUCAAGCUGAUCAACCCGUUUAUUGAUCCUUUGACGCGAGAGAAGAUGAAGUUCGAUGUCGAUAUGAGGAAGGUCGUGCCGCCGGAGCAAUUGAUGCAAGUCUACGGUGGGGACGUGGAAUUUGAGUAUGAGCACGGGGUCUAUUGGCCCGCACUAAACACAUUGGCGGACGAGAGAAGGAGGGAGAUCAGGCAGCGUUGGGAGAGUGCGGGGAAGAAGAUUGGCGAGAGUGAAAAGUAUCUCAAGGGCGUGGGGGUCGCCGUUGGCGGCAGUGGGGAAGCGUUGGAAGAUGGGAAAGCGGGGAGCGCCGUUAUGUGA